GAAAAAAUGGAGUUAGCAUGUCCAUGUGAAGAUGACCCACAAUCUUCAAUUUCUCACCAAAAGAUGGACUCCAUUUCUUAAAUAACGGUUGGUCAGUUAUAAAUUCAGUUACCCACCUCUUCCAUUCUUCAAUUCUUCUUCUUCUUCUUUUUCUUCUUCCUCUUUCUUCUCUUUCAGAAUCAUGUCUCUGCUUUUCCACCUUCUCUUUCUUCUCUUCUUAGGUAAUGUAGCAUCUGCCACGGUAUUUUCUCUCGAGAAUCAUUGUAGUUACACAGUUUGGCCGGGUACGCUUUCCGGCAACGGCGCCGGCAUUCUCGGUAAUGGCGGUUUCGCCCUGCAGCCCGGUUCGUCGGUCCAUCUCACAGCUCCUUCCGGCUGGUCAGGCCGCUUCUGGGCCCGGACCGGAUGCACCUUUGACGACUCCGGCGCCGGAAAAUGCGCCACCGGAGACUGUGCCGGGGGACUUAAAUGCACCGGCGGAGGAGUCCCGCCGGUGACGCUGGUGGAGUUCACGAUCGGAAGCUCCGGCAACGGUAACAAGGACUUCUACGACGUGAGUCUCGUGGACGGUUACAACGUGGGAAUGGGAGUGAGGGCUACUGGGGGAACCGGUGACUGCAAGUACGCGGGGUGCGUGGCGGACCUGAACGGCGCGUGUCCAGCGGAGCUUCAGGUUAGAGACGGGGGCGGCGCGGUGGUGGCGUGCAAGAGCGCGUGCGCGGCGUUUAACACGGCGGAGUUUUGCUGUACCGGCGAGCACGGGUCGCCGGAAACGUGUUCGCCUACACAUUAUUCGGAGAUUUUCAAGAGUGCGUGUCCAACAGCUUACAGUUACGCAUACGAUGAUGCUUCCAGCACUUUCACAUGUUCACAAUCUGAUUAUGUUAUCACUUUCUGUUCAAUGGGAUCAUCAUCUUGAUCAUUAUUAACAUGUGCACAUUUUCAUACCUCUUUUUUUUUUUUUUUUUUUUUCUG
Vigna radiata var. radiata (mung bean) is the source of this 975-nucleotide messenger RNA. Its product is annotated as pathogenesis-related protein 5-like. NCBI's taxonomy places the organism in Eukaryota, Viridiplantae, Streptophyta, Magnoliopsida, Fabales, Fabaceae. The record is from RefSeq and is a predicted model, not a curated record. The transcript has 2 exons. Gene Ontology annotation, biological process: defense response. Gene Ontology annotation, cellular component: extracellular region. Bases 182 to 919 code for a protein of 245 amino acids.